UAUUUAAGGGGACAUACACCAAAACCUCUUUUGGUGCCACCCUGAAUUUUAUUUCAUAUUCCCUUAUUUUCUCUUAUAAGGGAAUAUUUUAAAAAUUUCGAAUGUUGCUAAACUCAUUGUUUUUUUCCAUACUUUCAUAAUAUGAAAUAAAAUUUAGGGUGGCACAAAAAAGGUUUUGGUGUAUGUCCCCUUAAGUUUUGUCUUGCAAUGAAAUGAAAUUAAAUAACCGUGCCCCAUUUUAUUUCAAAGUCUUACUAUUUUAGCAAUGAUUGGUUUUAUUUCCCUCUUCCUAUUCCUGUCCAUGAUGCUGCCCGGAGCAGCUAACACAGCUCUGAAAUUCAGUGAUGACGGAACCAGUGUUGUUUCAUUUCCUGUUGACAUGUCCUCACUAGCGGGACAGUUCUCCUUCUGCGUUUGGGUGAAAAGAAUUGUUCCUGGAACCAAUCCAGUUGCAUUUGCCUAUGAAGAAUCCGAGCUGUUCCUUUACGCAUCAGGCGAGCCUCGAAUGUUUCUGGUGGACAUGUCCUUAAGUAACAAACCUCCAAUGUCAACCUGGUACCAUUACUGCGGAACUUGGAGUCUUGGAUCACAAACCUUCAAAGGAUACAUUAACGGAGCACUAGUGGUGACCCAGACCACAGCCGCAAGGUACCUAAAGACAAGCGGCAACAUGGUUCUAGGAGAUUAUUGGAAUCCUAAUGCUAGAGGGGCGACCGGUAACCACUUUGGAGGUGAGAUCUUCAAUCUGAACUUCUUCUCGAAUGAGCUGACAGGGGGUGAGGUAGCAGCAAUGUCAAAAGAUGGUCUCUGUACACAUGUUGGAUUUGAUGACUACAGAGUGAUCAAGUGGGAGGAACUACUGACAAAGCCCAGGUUCGGAAAUGUCCAGGCUAUUUCCGUAGAUUGCUAUGAGUGCGAUAAUCACAUUCUUGAGACAGAAAUGGAAAACAUAAAAUUGGAACUACAAGAAGCAAAGAAUGAACUCGAGAACGGAGCUAAACGUGAAACGGAUCUGAACAACAUAAAGACAGAACUGGAAAACACACUACAACAAGCAAAGAAGGAACUCGAGAACAGUGCUGAAUGUGAAUCGGAUCUGAGCAACAUAAAGACAGAACUGGAAAACACAAAGUUGGAACUACAAGAAGCAAAGAAGGAACUCGCGAACGUUCCUGAAUGUGAUCUCCAAAAAGGAAAGCUGACGAGAUGGGAUGUUUUGUACUCCUGCAACUUCUACAAUAAGACCUUUACUCGCAAACUUCAAAAGAAAUUCCGCUCAAUGUGGUCGGACACAAAGAAACUAUUUGGGGAGAAGUUGACUGACGAAGCCAUAGAAAAGUUCAAAGAUCUUCACAAGCAAGCAGAUGACAAUUGUGAAACCGAUUAAAGGACUUU
Bolinopsis microptera is the source of this 1395-nucleotide messenger RNA. RefSeq lists its product as uncharacterized. The record is from RefSeq and is a predicted model, not a curated record. NCBI's taxonomy places the organism in Eukaryota, Metazoa, Ctenophora, Tentaculata, Lobata, Bolinopsidae. The transcript is spliced from 2 exons. Bases 266 to 1387 code for a protein of 373 amino acids.